Molecule: messenger RNA, 1082 nt
Organism: Capsella rubella
Lineage: Eukaryota; Viridiplantae; Streptophyta; Magnoliopsida; Brassicales; Brassicaceae
Product: histidine biosynthesis bifunctional protein hisIE, chloroplastic
Exons: 5
Coding region: 98-934 (278 amino acids)
Biological process (GO): L-histidine biosynthetic process
Molecular function (GO): phosphoribosyl-ATP diphosphatase activity; phosphoribosyl-AMP cyclohydrolase activity
Source: RefSeq, a predicted model, not a curated record
CAGAUUCAGAACAAAUUAGGGUUUAUUCAUUUUCUUCCGUCACUCUCUUUUAUUCAAUCCGCCGCCACUUUUUUUUCCCCUUAUAUAAGCGUCGUUAAUGGCAUUAUCUUACAAUGCAUUAGCUCAGUCAUUAUAUACAAGAAGUAGCUGCUUCGUCCCGAUCAAAUACACUAAGCAGAGAAGCAGAUCGAGUGUUGUAUUCGCGUCUAAUGAUAAUAAGAACAAUGCUCUUCAAUCUAAGGUAGAUAACUUGUUGGACAGCAUUAAAUGGGAUGACAAAGGAUUAGCUGUGGCAAUAGCACAAAAUGUUGACACGGGAGCUGUAUUAAUGCAAGGGUUUGUUAAUAGGGAGGCCCUCUCCACAACCAUCAGUUCUAGGAAAGCUACAUUCUUUAGUCGAUCAAGAUCAACCUUAUGGACUAAGGGAGAGACAUCCAAUAACUUCAUAAAUAUCCUUGAUGUGUACAUUGACUGUGAUCGAGAUUCGAUUAUUUACCUUGGAACACCUGAUGGACCUACCUGUCACACUGGGGCAGAGACUUGCUACUACACAUCAGUUCUUGAUCAAUUAAACAAUGAUGAGGUUUCAGGAAACAAGCUAGCUUUGACAACAUUGUAUUCGCUAGAAUCAAUCAUUUCCAAGCGGAAAGAAGAAUCAACAGUUCCUCAAGAAGGUAAACCGUCAUGGACUAGACGGUUAUUAACUGAUGAUGCUCUGCUUUGCUCAAAGAUCAGGGAAGAAGCUGACGAGUUAUGCAGAACAUUGGAGGAUAAUGAGGAAGUUUCAAGAACACCAUCAGAGAUGGCUGAUGUGUUAUACCACGCAAUGGUGCUUCUAUCUAAAAGGGGUGUGAAUAUGGAAGAUGUUCUUGCAGUUCUUAGGAAACGCUUCUCUCAAUCUGGAAUCGAGGAGAAGCAAAACCGUACAAAGUGACUGUUGUUUCUUUGAUUUACCGUUUACAUGUAUUUGCUAGAUUUUUUGAAGUUUCUCAACUUGUACUGGUCAAUAUAAAACUCUGUAUUGUAUAAUCAUAUAUUUUUUGUGAUAAUAAUAAGAAAUAAAUGAAUCCUUAUUUAUCUAA